Molecule: messenger RNA, 1956 nt
Organism: Cygnus olor (mute swan)
Lineage: Eukaryota; Metazoa; Chordata; Aves; Anseriformes; Anatidae
Gene: TMCO6
Product: transmembrane and coiled-coil domains 6
Exons: 12
Coding region: 1-1518 (505 amino acids)
Molecular function (GO): protein binding
Source: RefSeq, a predicted model, not a curated record
AUGUGGGGCCGGCGGCGGCGCGGGGCCGGGGCCGGGCCCGGGCCCGGGGGGAGCGCGGAGGAGCUGCGGGCCCGGCGGCGGGAGCGGGAGGCAGCUCUGAGGAAGGCCCGGCGGCAGGAGCAGCUGGUCAGCAAGCGGCUCCUGCGGGAGGACGAGCAGGAUGGAGCCGAGGUCCUGCUGCAGCCUCUCCCGGAGGACGAGGUCUCCGAACUGCUCAGGGGUGUGCAGAGGGGUUCAGAGGACAGGAAAACAUUGCUGAGACGCCUCCGUCGGGCUCUGCAGGACAAGGAGACUCAGCAGAAGUUUGUCAGGCUGGAUGGCAGUGUCCGGACACUCAUCGGGCUGUUCACCGGCAGUCUGGCUGAUGUGCAGAUGGAGGCAGCCCGCUGUCUGCAUGAGCUCUCCCACUCCAGUGACGCUGCUGUGGCUGAGGCGUGCAUGCCGGUGACCUCCUAUCUCCUGACAUACCUCUCGGGACACAGUGUUGAGUUUGUGGAGCUGUGUUUGUACACGCUGGGCAACUUGGUAGUGGAAAGUGAAGCUGUGAGAAAGCAGCUUCUGCCUCAGGGCAUUAUUCCAGUGCUGGCAUCCUGCAUCCAGUCCCCGCAUGAGGCUGUGCUGGAAGGUCUGGGUUACGUCUUGUCACAGCUCCUCCAAGCCAAGGAAGCUCCCACAGAGAUCAUACCCUUGGUUCUGGACUCUGUUCUCCCCCAGCACAUGCUUCGACUGGUUUGCUCUGGCCUCAAAUUUGGGACAGGAGCUGCUGUGGAAUUUGCAUGGUGUCUCCACUACAUCGUUUGUAGCCAUACAGCCAACGCGACGCUGGUAGCACUGGGGGCCAUACCUGCCCUCACCUCGCUCUUGUGCGACAUCGCUUCUGAAAUCUCCCAAAGCAUUUCUGAGGGCCUGGAGCUGCUCACCUGCCCGGUGCUGCGGUGUCUCGGCAACCUGCUUGCAGAGGAGACAGGAUGCGAAGCCCAGAUCCAGGACGAGCGCUUGCUUGUGGCCCUGUUCAUAGUCAUGCAGUGCUACCUCCAGAAGCACCCCUUCAUCAUACCGGAGUGCCUCUGGCUGCUGAACAACCUCACGGCGGACGAGCCCUUCUUCUGCUCUGCUCUGCUCUCUCUGGACUUGCUCCCAGCCCUGCUGCAGCUCCUGCCAUGUUCCCAGGCAGCGAGCGUGUUGGGCCUGACGGUGCUGUGCAACGUCGCAGAGAAGGGGCCCGCCUACUGCCAGCAGCUGCACCAGCGGGCUGCCCUUCCCCUGCUGCUGGGCGCCCUGGCGCUCCCUGACCCAGAAGUGGUGGGGCAGUGCCUGGAGCUGCUGCACCUCCUCUUCCUGCACUGCCCGCAGGCUGCUGUUGACUUUGUCAGGCAAGGAGGGCACCAGACCCUCAAGCAGCACCAGAGCACCCCGGAACUCCAGGAGCGGGUGCAAGCACUGCUGGACAUGGCCCUACAGCCGCCGGGAGCCUCUGUCUUCAGUUCCUCACCAGCUGCAUCGUCCACCUUCUCCUAGAUUACACAGCCUGCCCUCCUGGCCCGAGGAGGAACAAACUAUUCACUCACUGCCCUGCUUUCCUGCACCACUGCCCAAGGGCUGGUCAGGCAGUCACACCACCCACGAGCAGCAGCGCUGGCUGCAUGGAAAUGCUGGUGCUGGGUGGGCUGUUCCCCGCUCCCCUCCCUGAUGUCCGUGUCACCUUGGAGCCACCACCAGGCUGCCCCACGCCUCCCUGGUGCAGGGGCAAAGCUGAGCUGAGCUGCAGCCAGUGCAGAAGAGCUCUUGUGGCUGUGGAGGGGAAUACAAACCCUGCUGGAUUUGCGGCUUCCUUUAGCAUCUCCUUUUGGUGCUGCAGUUUUAAAUCCAACACACGAAGCUCUGGGUAAGCAUGUAUGUUUAUAUGAUUGAUAAGUUAAGGACACAUUUUACAUUAAAGAUCAUCGGUAAAGCGUU